CAAAAAUGCAUGGGUUCGAUUUCAAAGAAAUGCAGGAGAAGAUCACCGAGAGCUUUCGUCCAUGGCAACGCUCUUUUCAAUUCUGGGUUCGAGCUACCAAUAUCUACACUGGCUACAAGGUAUUUUAACUUCGAGUGAGUUUAGUGAAAGAUGCAAAGAAGCAAGAGGAAUUGUGGGAAAGACAACAUGACCAAGCUGCUGACAAAAUUUACUUCAUGUGCUCUGAUCUUGGGGGUUUCUUCCUUAAGGAAUCGUAGAUUGCUCAACUUUUAGCAAAACCUGAUAUGGCACCAGCUGCGUGGGUGAAAAAGCUUGUCACUUUGUGUGAUCAAGCUCCUGCCACACCGUUUGAUGCGGUUCAGCUUGUUCUGGAGAAGGAGUUAGGUAAAAGCAUUGAUGAGAUCUUUGACACAUUUGAUGAAAAGCCUCUUGGUUCUGCUUCUAUUGCUCAGGUUCACAGGACAAGAGUAAAGGGUAAAAAGAUGAAUGUUGUUGUAAAGGUUCAACAUCCUGGCAUCGAAAGCAAUAUACUUAAUAGUUUAUCCCGUGCAUAUGGCCAAAUGAUACUGAAAAGUGGUUUCUUUCAUGCGGAUCCACAUCCUGGAAAUAUCUUGAUUUGUAAAGGUCAAGAGGUUGCACUGCUGGACUAUGGUCAAGUGAAGGAACUCCCUGACAAAUUGAGACUUGGUUAUGCGAAUUUGGUCAUUGCCAUGGCUGAUAACAAUGCUUCACGAGUAUCACAGAGCUUUUGGAUUUCCAGCUUGGUGAAACAGUUAGAAGCUUGCCUCAUUGUCAUCACAUGUUUCACUUACCUUGCAUAGACAAUUGGCUCCUCAGACACGGUUCUUGCCCGAUGUGUAGACGUGACCUUUAAUUUCUCUCUCUCUCCAUUGUCCGUCUCUCAUAAUGCAGUCAAACCGCGCAGUUCAAAUAUUUCUACAGCUUGUACCUCAAGAG
Camelina sativa (false flax) is the source of this 957-nucleotide messenger RNA. RefSeq lists its product as uncharacterized. The record is from RefSeq and is a predicted model, not a curated record. Lineage: Eukaryota; Viridiplantae; Streptophyta; Magnoliopsida; Brassicales; Brassicaceae.